Messenger RNA from Drosophila montana, 1753 nucleotides. Its product is annotated as bleomycin hydrolase. The transcript is spliced from 2 exons. The coding region runs from base 33 to 1508 and encodes 491 amino acids. Gene Ontology annotation, cellular component: cytoplasm. NCBI's taxonomy places the organism in Eukaryota, Metazoa, Arthropoda, Insecta, Diptera, Drosophilidae. Gene Ontology annotation, molecular function: cysteine-type aminopeptidase activity. Gene Ontology annotation, biological process: proteolysis. The record is from RefSeq and is a predicted model, not a curated record.
UUUUAAAAUUCUUUUAAUUCUAUUUUUUCCGAAUGUCAGCGCUCUCGCAAAUUAACGAAAUGGGCAAUUUCCCGCCAGUUGCGGCCUGCUUUACACUUGAAAAGUCCCAGUUGUCCACAUGGCGUUCUGAGUUCUUCACGCUGCCAAUUAACCGACUGGCCCAAAAUGUUUGUACCGCGCGUGAUCCGAUCAGCGCUUGUAUGAGGCAGGACCAGAAGGCGUCAACAAUACCCGGCAAGGAACACUUUGAGGUGAAUAAGCUGGCAAAGUCGACGGUUGGCGGCCCAAAAUGGAUCUGUGCUGGCCUCGAUCUGCUGCGUCUAUCCAUGCGCAAGGAUUGCGAACUCUCCGCCCCUUAUCUGUUCUACUGGCACAAGCUGGAGCGCUGUAAUUAUUUUCUCCAUACUGUGAUAGAGCUCCUGGCACGUUGUGAGCCAGUAGAUGGGCGCACCUUUAGGUACUUGAUGAAGCACACGGUGCCCGAUGGCGGGAAUUGGCAGAUGUUUGUGAAUCUCAUCCAGAAGUAUGGUGUUAUGCCCAAGCAAUUCUAUCUGGCAAGCUGGUCGUCAACUCGAUCGCUGCAUCUUAAUAAGAUGCUUAGGAGCAAGCUGCACGAGUUUAGCUGCCGACUGCAUGCGCAAUUUACAUUUGAUGGGGAUGGCCAUAUGCUGCGAUUAAUGAUGGAACCCAUGAUUGAAGAGCUUUACAAAAUAAUUAGCAUUUGCUUGGGAACGCCGCCAGUAAACUUUACGUGGAGCUUAAAAGAUGAAGACCAGAAGCUAAUUUAUACACCUCUGAGCUUUUACAAGGCCAUGAUAGAGCCUUAUUUUUCACGCGAUGCGCAGGUUUGCUUGGGCCACGAUCCCCGCCUCAGCUCCAUCUAUUACCGCAACUAUCACAUCGCAAACAGCUCCAAUAUGAUUGAUGGACUACGCCAAAGCUACAACAACCAACCAAUGGAGAUCCUGCUGGAUAUCAUCGUAAAUUCUCUGGCAGCUGGCUCAGCUGUGUGGCUGGCCUGCGAUCUGCCAGUUUUGUUUAACACCAAGUCGGAUGUGCUCAGCCUGAAAAUGUACCACUUUGAUCAGGUUUUCGGCAUGCCCGUGGGCACGGCACUUGACAAAGCCGAUCGUAUGCUCUACAAGGCGACGCGACGCAAUACAGCGCUAUUGCUGACAGAGGUCACAUUGGAUGCAGUGCGGCAGCCGUUGCAAUUUAGCACAAUGCGAAAGGCAACAGAAACGACAACCACCAAAAAGACGGAGUCCACAGAUAGCCUGCACCUGCCGGAGGCUGUCGAGGCUGACGCUGAUGCCAAACAGGAUGCAGUCAAGCGCAAAGUGGCCAGCGACAAGGCUACCGUCUUGAACGUCGAUUGGCUGCGGGAGUAUGCCUUCGAGAUAGUUGUCGACUCCCGUUAUGUGCCGCCAGGCGUGAUGCACGCGCUUCAAACUCAGCCCAGCGUGGAACUGCCCGUUUGGGACCCCAUGGGCGCGCUCCUCAGUUGAUGGCUGAUGAGUCCCCAGGUAGUUGUUCAGGGCUGGCAUACUGUCCAAUACACUAAAUCAGCUGUCAUCAAUUUUAAAUUAUGGCAAGGAACUGCUUCGGCUUGGCCCAAACCAAAUUCAUUGGUAUUAAAUGCGUUUCAAGACAUUUAUAGAAAAUUGUAAUAAGUUUUUAAAUAUUAAAUGAUGUAUGAUGAAGCCAAACGGUAUAUUGUAAAAUUUUAAAUAAUAAUACAAUUUUAAUAUUA